AAUUCACUCCAAUGUGGCUCUUCAGCGCAACAUGACGGCAGAGCCGAACUAGCGCGCGGUGGGCAUGUGUCAGCCGCUCCUCUACACACACACACACACACUGAGAGAAGCAGCAGCAACAGCAGAAUGGCUCGAUUGGUUCUUGCAGACAGUAAAGUGGAUAUGAUGUGAGAGGAGCUGUCCAUGAUCCGUGCUGCUGAACCACGCGCGCACUGGGCUACUGUAGCACUUUGCUGGCUGAUAUAUUUACUCGUUUUGUUUAUUUGAUCAUUUAAAGGGAGUCUGAUGUGAAGAGGCUGUCAACUGAAGAUCUCAUCUGGGAUUUUCCUGUUGUAAUACUAAUGGACAUCUCUGAUUUACAACAUCCCAUUUAAAUCUGAACCACUCCCAGCAGCCCAUUCUCCUCUAAAGCGAAUCAGACAUAGAGAUGUCUCUAUGUGAAGAACUGUAAGUCGAACCGACAGAUACAUUUUAAGACAUUCCACAUCUUUUGCUUUGCGAAGAAACAACACAAGGUCACAUUUAAAGGUAGACUCCCUGCAUGGGAGAGUCCUGGUUCAAUCAAACGGAGGCUUUUAAAGAUCGCCCGUCUCCCAUCUCCGGCUGACCCUCCGCACUCAACUUUCUGUCAGGAUGAGUGACUCACAGGAAGCGACGUCCCCGGUGGCAGGGAUAGGAGGCCCUGCUGCUUGUGUUUCCAAGGUGGAGCUGCGUGUUUCCUGCAAGUCCCUGUUGGACCGAGACACGCUCAAUAAGUCUGACCCCUGCGUCAUGCUCAUGGUACAGAACCAAGGUCAAUGGACUGAACUGGACCGUACUGAGGUGAUCAAGAGUAACCUGAAUCCUGUCUUUGCUAAAGUCUUAAUGCUGGACUACUACUUUGAAGAAGUACAGAAACUGCGCUUUGAAGUCUACGACAUCCACGGAACCCACAGUAUUGGAACGCGCGAUGACGACUUCCUGGGUGGUGUGGAGUGCACACUUGGACAGAUAGUGGCCCAAAAAAAGAUGGUGAAACCUCUGUUGCUGAAAUAUGGAAAAUAUGCUGGAAAAUCCACUAUCACAAUUCACGCUGAAGAGAUUUCUGGGAACAAUGGUUACGUGGAGCUUUCUUUCUGUGCCAAGAAGUUGGAUGAUAAGGAUCUCUUCAGCAAGUCAGAUCCAUUCUUGGAGAUUUACCGGAUCAAUGAUGAUGGAACAGAACAGCUUGUACACAGAACUGAAGUGAUUAAAAACAACCUGAACCCUGUGUGGGAACCCUUUAAGGUGUCUCUCAUUUCUCUGUGCAGCUGUGAUGACGAACGGAAGUUAAAGUGCUUAGUCUGGGACUAUGACUCGAGGGGAAAGCAUGACUUCAUUGGUGAAUUCUACACUAAUUUCAAAGAAAUGCAGAAGAUUUCCUCAGGAAACAAGGUCACAUGGGAUUGCAUCAAUCCAAAAUACAAACUGAAGAAGAAGAACUACAAGAACUCUGGGUUGGUUAUUCUCAGUGAUCUCAAGCUUCACAGAGUCUAUUCCUUCCUGGACUACAUCAUGGGGGGCUGCCAAAUACACUUCACAGUUGCCAUUGACUUCACGGCAUCCAAUGGGGACCCUCGCAAUAGCUGUUCCCUGCACUACAUCAACCCAUAUCAGCCGAACGAGUAUCUGAAAGCUUUGAUAGCCGUGGGGGAGAUCUGCCAGGAUUACGACAGUGACAAACGAUUCUCCGCUUUGGGCUUUGGGGCAAGAAUUCCACCUAAUUAUGAGGUGUCUCAUGACUUUGCCAUCAAUUUCAACCCAGAGGAUGACGAAUGUGAAGAGAUCCAGGGGGUCGUGGAAGCCUACCAAAACUGCCUGCCCAAGAUCCAGCUCUACGGUCCCACUAAUGUGGCUCCCAUCAUCAGCAGAAUAGCUAAACUGGCGGCUGGGAGAGAACCCAUCAAAGACGCUUCUCUAUAUCAUAUCCUGCUGAUCCUCACAGACGGGGUGGUAACAGACAUGGCCGAUACACGGGAGGCCAUCGUUCGGGCCUCCUACCAGCCUAUGUCCAUCAUCAUAGUGGGAGUGGGAAACGCCGACUUCACGGACAUGCAGAUCCUCGAUGGAGAUGAUGGAGUCCUGCGCUCACCCAAAGGGGAACCUGUCUUGAGGGACAUUGUCCAGUUUGUGCCCUUCAGAGACUUUAAAACGGCUUCACCAGCUGCACUGGCCAAGUGUGUCCUUGCGGAGGUGCCUAAACAGGUAGUGGAGUACUUCAGUCACAAGGCCAUACCGCCCAUGAACCCAGUGUUGAAUUCGACCCCCAACUCCAUCGCCAACACACCUGAAUAACACUCAAGCCUCCGGUCAAGCCCUGUACUCCUCCACGGUACUGCAAAGAGUGAGAGCUGGGACAGGGCUGCUCUGCCACAAAAUACAGUACAUUGACUACUUUUUGUUCAUUCAUAAGGUGUUCAUACAUGACUGACGGUUUGGAUCUUGGUGGCUGAUCUUACCCUUGACACCAUGACUGCUCCCCCAGCAUGCAAACCGGAGUCCUUUUCAGACAGGGCUGACAGUACAUUGAAUUCCCAUCAGCACCACAAGCCUUCUGAUCCCCGCUGACUCUUUUCAACUGCACAAGGACACUUCUGCAUUCUGCUGUUUUGUAUGUCCUUCAGAGCUUUCGAAGACUGCCUGUGAGCUCCUUUCAUUUCUGGACUCCCGGAGAACUGGAAAAGAACUGGCCGCAAACGUACAAUGUAAUAUGAAGAAUUAUUCUAUAGAUAAUUGCAUGUACAUUGACUGAAUGCUUUGGUUUUGCUGGACAAAUAUGCAUACUUCAUAGCUAAAAUCAUGAUCAUUUUGAUGUAAAGAUAAAGGGUGUGAAAAUGGUCAUCAACUGACUAGUCAAUUAGUCAGGUCAACUAGUUAAAUAUUUUAGCAGUGGUGCUUUAAUUAGCAUGCUGACAGAGCGCUGUUUGACAAUUUGCACGGUGAAACCCACUUGGAAAACUUGCGUCUUUAAAUCCAUCGCCUGUAAAGCACCGGUGCAACAGCCAUACACAUGCAGACAUGCUGUUUUUUAAGCAUCUUACGCCAUGAGCAGUCUUAAGAUGCUGUGUCAAGUUAAAAAGAGUUUUUCAGAAAAAUACCUUUUAAAAAUGUAUCUUGAGACCUGUUUCAUUCUAUUAUGUCUAACUUGAAUGCAUCUGUUAACAUCCCAUAACAAACACGUCUGAUUGGUGAAAAUGAAGCCAGCCUAAUUAUACAGGACUUAUACAGGAAUUAUACAGUCAGUAGGUUACCUAAGAAUCUUUGAAAAUGUUUUGUUCACAUCCCUAGUCAUCAUAUUGUGUGUCUCUGCACCAAUGCUCUUAUUCAAAUGUACAUUAAUUGAUAUUCUUUCCCUGUUUAAAUGGUUUGUGGAAACAGUUGAACAUUGCCACAGGCACUGUGUCAAUCAUGAGAGACGUGUACAAAUCUCUGCUCUAAUUAAAAAAUAGAAGUAUAAUUUUUGUGCCGUUAGCAGAACCAAACAGAACUGUUUCAACACUGCCAAACAGAUAGUCCACCCCAAACUAUGUACUGUAUGGCAUAUCUUCCCUUGUGAAAAAAUGUGCUUUAUUGUAUUGAAUGUCCACUUGUAGUGUACUUCAAAUCUUAAAAGUAUAUAUUUAAAAAAUAUAUAUAUAUAUACUUGUAGAUGAUAUAAUAUUAAUGAAAUAAACGGCAACUUAAGUGUACUUAAAGAGAGUCCACUUUUAUGAAUGUUUCUUAACACACUUAAGUACACUUUUAAAAAGUACACUUUGUAAUAAUAUCAAAUUAAAAGUUUCUAAUCUUUUGUGUUUUUAAAAAAGUACACUUAUUUUAAUGUGUUGACUAACAUACUAAAGCGCAUGUAAAGUGCUUGAUUCUAAUUUUAACUGUAACGUGUUAUGCAGUUAAUAUAUUUAAAAUGUACUAAAUUGCAACUUCAUCAUUACAAAUAUAUUUAAAUGUAUGACAUACGAGUUUCAAUAAAAAAUACAUUAAAGUAUAUUUUAAUUUACUGUAAUUUAAUGGUAACUUACCAUACUUUAUACCAUAUUUCAAAGACAACAGAAAUAAUUAUGAAAUUACAUAUAAAUAUGUACUUAAGUCCUACUGAAGUGGGCCAGAAAACAGUCAGUGUUCAGCCAAUUGAAUUUAAUAUAAAUUUAAACUAUAAUACAUUUUCAUUUAAUUGUAAAUAAGAUGCAAUUACAUCUUAUUGCAAUGCAAACAUUACGCUGAGUUCACACUUAAGUAUAUUCUUUUAAAGUAUAUUAUUUCUGUAAUAAGUACUCUUUAAAAGUAUGAUAAAGUGUACCUAUUUUUCACAAGGGUAGCCACAUUAUAUGUGAUAAAACAAAAUGCAGGCAAAGUGAAUAUGAAAAGUGAUAAGCGUAAAGUUCUGUUUUUAUUCUGAUGUUUGGGUGGCAGUGGCACUCACACAGAUGCAGCCUACUGUUUAAUUGACUGCUGUUUAGUGACAUUGACGUACACACAGAGUUUACAUCAAACUACAGGCUGACUGAACAAUAUCCAUGUCAAACAUGGAUGGCUGCACAGUUCUACAGUACAUGCAUGACUUCAAUUACUAACACUAAACAAACAGUGAUGGCUAUAUUUACCUAUUACAGUAGGUAAACUUAAUUGGAUGAACACUGACAACUUCAUAAUAAGAAAUCAUAUUCAGUAUUGCCUAGCACAAAAAUACCUGCCCUCUCAAUAAACUGUUGACUUGCAACCUUUCAUACAACCAGAGAGAAACUGUCUCUAUGUUAUCCAGCAUUAUAUAUCUGUUAAACAGUUUGUCACAGUUCCUUCAACAAAACUGACUGGCAUAUGAUAAUGUACUGCAUCUUGACUGCAAGAGAAAAUCAUUUUAAAGUGUUUAUUGAAUGUACACUUCUUUUUUAAGUGCAAGUUUCGAGUUCUCCAUUAACAGGGUAUAUAUAGUCAUUUACGAUUUUGGGCACAGAAUCUUCUUGCUCUUAAGAUUAUAGCAUAGCCUUGAGUUAAAACUGAAAAGUGUCACAUGUAUGAUGUGCUUAGUACACAUCUAUACAAGAGCACAAACGAAACCUCUCUCUGUCUGCUAUUCUGAAGCCUGUAUUGCACAACUGCAACAUUAUCAUUCCAUUGUGAUAUGGUUAUGUAAAUGAAAGUCGCCAGAUCUUAAAAUGUUGCUGUUUCUGAAAUGGCUUUUUGAACUGUACAUGUAGCCUAUUCCAAUUUGCGCAGUGGUCUUGUACAUAGCAUUUAUUAAUACUUCUUUCUUUUCUUUGCUUGUCUUUUUAAUCCAUUUCCAAAUGGACUGCAUUUGCAUGUUGAGUGUAUCCCGGGGUGAAGUUUGCUCCCUCUUUUUCGAGGUGCUACUCUGCCACAUAGUAGCAGAAGGAGAGGAAAAUGUUGAGCAUGAGUUUCCUUCUGCUAUUCGUUUGAAAUAUGGGUCAUCACCCUGGUGGUAUUUUCUUGCAGCCUGAGGUCAUUGCAGCUUUAGAUAUUCAUACAGACCUCAGAGAUAUUAGGUAACAAAUUAAGUCAGCUGCAUCCUAAAGCAUUGAAAAGAUAGGCAGAUCAUGCUGUCCAAAAAGAAAUCUUCAUUAAACUGUAUUGUUAUUACUGUCAAAUGCGCUGGAUCACAGGGAGCAAGAGGAGUCAUUUGAACAUAUUUUGUCUCAUCUAUGCUUUAACAAUGCUUUGAUUUGAGCCAGUGACACCACUGGAACUAUCUCUUUCAAAAGCUGUGAUUUACUGCAUGCACUCCUCUGUGUUGAAAUGUACCUGUCUGAUUUCUUUCAGUGUUAUUUUGUUGGAAGCGAGUCUGCUGUUGCACCAGCCCGUUUCCUGUAGUCUAGACUUCUGCAUCGAGGCUAAUAAAUCUUUUAGUAAUUUGA
Ctenopharyngodon idella (grass carp) is the source of this 5888-nucleotide messenger RNA. It is a transcript of the gene cpne7, whose product is annotated as copine VII. Gene Ontology annotation, molecular function: calcium-dependent phospholipid binding. Lineage: Eukaryota; Metazoa; Chordata; Actinopteri; Cypriniformes; Xenocyprididae. The transcript is spliced from 17 exons. The coding region runs from base 634 to 2313 and encodes 559 amino acids. Gene Ontology annotation, cellular component: plasma membrane. Gene Ontology annotation, biological process: cellular response to calcium ion. The record is from RefSeq and is a predicted model, not a curated record.